Molecule: messenger RNA, 3027 nt
Organism: Leishmania mexicana MHOM/GT/2001/U1103
Lineage: Eukaryota; Euglenozoa; Kinetoplastea; Trypanosomatida; Trypanosomatidae
Product: putative mismatch repair protein MSH3
Exons: 1
Coding region: 1-3027 (1008 amino acids)
Biological process (GO): mismatch repair
Cellular component (GO): nucleus; MutSalpha complex
Molecular function (GO): ATP-dependent DNA damage sensor activity; mismatched DNA binding; ATP binding
Source: RefSeq, a predicted model, not a curated record
AUGAGCAAGCGUGGACGGCAGGAUGAUCAGGAGGAUGUCGCGCACGCCAUCGAGGUUUUAUGCUGUCGAUCAGCUGUAAAAGGGGAGACAGAGGGUGUCAGCCUGACCCCACUCGAGCAGCAGGUAGUGGCGCUGAAAGAAUCCAUCUCACCACAUGUGAUCUUGAUGGUCGCUUGCGGUUAUCGCGUAAAAUUCUACGGCUCCGACAGCCGCGCCGUCAGCCGCCGCGUCGGCAUCAUGUGUAUUCCAGGGCAACCCUUCGAGUACAGCAGUUUCCCGUACACCCGCGUGGACCUCUACGUGCACCGGCUUGUGGCGAUGGGGUACCACGUUGGCUUUGCUGACCAGGAGUCCGCGGCUAUGCGAGCGGCGGACGGACUCAAGAGCGGCCUCUUCACCCGCAGUGUGUCGCAGCUGUACAGCCGCGGUACCCUCCUCCCCACGGAACGCGUCACCAACGGCGGUGGCAACGGCUGCGGUCCUGGGGAUGCCUCCAAAGUCCCAGCAGAGGAGAGCUGCGCCGGAGCGGGAGAAGCCGAAGAGGGGGAUGGCAAUGGCUUCAGCUGGCCACCACCGCAUGCGCCUCCUUCGCCAGACGCAAGCGCAUCGGAGCUAUUCCUGUGCUUCAUAGACACCGGCCGCUGCGGUGGUACGCGUGGCACCGAUGCCACAGAGGACGCACCCACAACAGCGCGGCCGCCGCUGUCGGUGGUGCUGGUGAGCUUCGUGACGCAGCGGUGCCUGCGCUUCGACGUUCGAGGCGCUCUCGAGCUGGAGGACAUCACGCAGCAGUACGACAUCGCCGAGGUGAUUGUGCUGGCGGCAGAGUCCCCAUCGAGAGAGCGCGGCAGCCGUGACGUGUCGCUGCAACGCACGACAGCAUGCUUUUUGAAGGCUCUCCCGGAGGUGUACGCCACGGUUCUGCGCCACGGGUUGCCACUCAAUUUCGGGCCGACAGCGAACGGGGAGGAGGAUGGCAAAGACGUCAGCGUCUCUGGCUACGUCUAUGCCGCAGGGCAGAGCAUCGACGCUGCCAUCGAGUCGUAUCUGAAGCCGUACAGGCUGGACCAGGUGUACCGGUCGCUGUGCGCGGGCGGAAGCUCAACUGAAGAGGCGCCCCGCGAAAACGAAGAAGGAGCGGCAGUGCCGGCGUCUCCAGCGCCCGACGGCGCGAGCACAGGCGCGCGGCUUGGCUGCCUGCACCUUCCCGGCCCGACGCUGCGUGCGUUGGACGUUUUUCACAGCAGUGUAGGGCCCCGUGGCUCCUUGGUAGGACUGCUCGACCACAGCGUCACACCGUGCGGAUCGCGGUGUCUGCGCCGGUGGCUUGCUGCGCCGCUGUGCGAGCGCGCCUCCAUUGUCGCCAGGCAGGAAGUACUCGUUUACCUCAUGGUCUGCAAAGACCACGGCCAGGUCGAGGAUCUCCUUCACGAGUGCGCGCGCCUGGGGGAUAUCGAGGCCGUCGUGAGCAAGCUGUAUGCUGAGCGCUGCCAAGUUGUCGAGUUCGUGCGCCUGCUGCGCAUGGUACGAAGUGUUUCAGUACUGGCAGCGCAGCUGUGCGACGGGGACAGCGAUGCCGGCCUCAGCGGCAGCCGACCGCCGCCUCUUCUUACUCAACUGCUGGCAAAUGUACAUGGCCCCGCGGUGGCGCGACUGCUCGAGAGGCAUGCUGCACUGCUACGCACCACCGCGACGACACCGCUAGAGUACUUCACGGAGGGCUGUCGCGCCGUGCCGAACGCGUUGCUGCCGCAUCUGAAGGCGAGGCAGGAGGCAGAGGCUGCCCUGCAGGCGGAGCUGGAGGCAGCACGAAAGGUGCUAGGCUUGCCAGGGCUCGAGUAUCGCGCCAUCUGUGGCACUCCCUUUGUACUCGACGUGCCGGCCUGCAAGUGCGCGCGCGUGCCGUCGGACUGGGUAGUGCAGACACGCACGAAGACGAAUGUGCGAUACCGCACGCCGAUUAUCACGGAGCAGCACAUUGGGCUGACGGCGGCGACGGAGCGGCUGUUGCUGGCGGCCACCGCAGCUUGGUGUCAGCACCAGCGUGAUACCGUCGCUGACGUAGAAGUGAUGCGGGUGCUGACGGGCGUGGUGGAAUCCAUCGCAGCACUGGACGCUCUCCGCUCUCUGGCGUUGGUGUCCCAGCAGCCGGGCUAUGUGAUGCCAGCGCUCGUGGCGCUACCAGCGUGGGCGCGGCAGUCUUCUACGUCGGCGUCGUCGCCCGUGGCGCUCACCAUUCGGCAGGGCCGCCACCCCAUCCUCGAUCGGCUUCUCCCUCACGGCUACGUCAGCUGCGAUGUGCAGCUGCGCGCAGGCGGGGCGUGGCUGCUGACCGGGCCAAACAUGGGCGGCAAGUCUGCUCUCAUGCGCAUGGUGGGUACGUUCGUCGUGCUGGCGCAAAUGGGCUGUGGCGUGCCGGCCGACGCAGCGGAGCUGCCGGUGUUCGAGGGCGUAUAUUGCCGCAUGGGCGCCAGCGACUCCAUCCUUGAAGGGGCCUCCACCUUUCUCUCAGAGAUGGACGAGACAAGUCGCAUCCUGCGUGCCCCGCAGCUGCCCCAUUCACUUGUGCUGAUGGACGAGCUGGGGCGCGGCACAAGCAGCUUCGACGGUGCUGCCGUUGCUGCCGCGACGCUAGAGUACUUGCUCGACCGUCGGGCCACCACCGUGUUCGUGACGCACUAUUGCUAUCUGUGCGAUCCCUACGUGGUGCAGAGGACCUCCGGCGGCGGGGAAAAUGAAGAGAAGCGGAUGGACGCCGACGAAGCUCGCGACGUGACGUGCUACUACAUGGGCUUCAAGGAGUCGGACCCAAGUCCGCUCGCUGACCAUGGCAUGAAGCCGUCGUUGGUCUUCACCUACAAGCCGUGCCGCGGCGUCACGCCGUCGAGCUUCGGUGUAGCGAUCGGCCGGGAAGCAGGUCUGCCAUCUGCGGUGACGGACACCGCCAGUCGCCUAAGCGCCGAGGCGGAGCAGCAGCAUCGCGUGAAGCAGGUCCUCUACGAGGUACGCCGUUUUCUGUCGUCGUGA